AUGAUCAACAGCCAGUCCAGUGUUUUUUCCCAGUCCUCCGGUCAACCGCCUCAGUCUACGCCACAGCCGAUACCACCCGAGUCAGACUACCACAGCGGCGCAACCGAUUAUUCCAUCUCUUCGUUUUCUCGCAUUCCCUCUGCUUACCCAUUACAACAACUCAUGCAGCAGUCUUCCAAAGCUGCCACUGAAAUGCCCUUUCGAAAGCCUGCACCGCAGUCUGACUUUCUCUCGGAUCUGUCCGGAUUCGUGGGAAACGGUUGCGUGGCGAACGGCGAAUUCGCCAACUCACCAUCUCUGCAAGCAGCAGCUGCCUUGGCUGCGCAACACCGUCCACUAUAUCGACCUUUUAACACAGAGGCUCCCUCACCACCUCAGUCCGCAGGUCGACUCAGAAGCCCUCCAUUCAGUUCCGCUGGAAAUCUCCCUUCUCGUAGUUCUGCUGAAAGCGAACAAACGCUUGGUGAUUCUAAGUCAUUAGGGGCAUUAUUAAGAGAAAUUGCUGGAGUACCGGCAUCAACUUCUGUCUCAGUUGGAGCAGCAGCAACAAUGAACACUCUGAGACAGGCUAGUGUCGGCAGCUCUGGAAGGAUUAGUGACAUAUCCAGAUAUGAAAACUCUAAUAUUCCAGGCUUUGGAGGAGUCGGUGACCAGUCUUUGCUGGGGCAACAGCAUCCAUCGGAAGGAUUCCUAGAUACUUUGACAAGUGGAACACCCGGGCGGUUACCACCCCCUCCUCGAAGCCUCUUCCAAUCGCCUCCUAACAGCCUGCAACAUCCCCACGCCGCAGGCAUGAUGUCCCCGGUGCUGCCUUCACCUACUUCUCACCAACCACCACCACCAUCGCAUCAACAGUACUUCAGACCCCAACCAAGCCAACCACAAUCCCAUGGACCGCCACCUCCACCGGACCUUUUUCAGACCCCGAGAAUCGCAAACAGCGUUCAAGCGGCUGCCGCUGCUGCGGCCCUGGCCCUGGGGAACGGCUCUGGACCGAUGGCUCCAAUUCCAACCUCUUCGGAUGUUACUAACCGACUGGGGCCGCCUCCGUGUUUCAUGCCAUCUGUGAUUAUGCCAAAUAACGGAGAUGAGGAUGAUGCACCUCGUGGAAGGAAAAAGAGGAAACCGUAUACGAGAUAUCAAACGAUGGUGCUAGAGAAUGAGUACCUCGUGGCCACGUAUAUCACUCGCCAAAAGCGAUGGGAGAUCUCAUGCAAACUCCAUCUAACAGAGCGCCAGGUCAAGGUAUGGUUCCAAAAUCGAAGAAUGAAAAGCAAAAAGUUGCAAGCCCGCGCUCCAAACUUGAAUAGUUCAAACAGCAAACAUGAUAAUAGUGGAGCGGAGGAGGGACAUGGUGGUGGAGCUGGUGAUGGAGGCGGAGGAUCCCGCAGUGGAUGCCCCAGCACCGUUUCAAGUUUAGACUCGGGUGCUCCAUCACAGCACCCCAACAAUCUGCAGCCCUCGUACAAUAGUUCUGGUGGCGUAGGUGGAUCUUACCCCGGUGUUCCACCACCCUUUCACUUUACCUCCGCUAUGAAGAUGGAUCCCAGCAAGAGUCCCGCCCAACAGUCGGAUGGAAAAGACUCAAUCAAUAACGAUUUUGCAGCUUCCACCAAUAACUCUCAGCUCCCAGUGAUCAACCCCUUUGAGCCAUCGAAGUUACAGCCACCUCAAUCAGCGGUAUCAGGGACAUUUGAUCCCUCCAGACGGUUUGAUAUGCCCUACUCUGGUGGAAUUCACAUGCCACCACCUCCACCACCAUUUAAUUCAACUACGGUGGGUGGGCCACCUUUUCAGCUGCCGCAGUUUUUGCAGCAUUCGCAGCCACCGCCACCGCCUCCAUGA
Messenger RNA from Echinococcus granulosus, 1845 nucleotides. RefSeq names its product Homeobox protein Hox-A10a. Gene Ontology annotation, molecular function: DNA-binding transcription factor activity, RNA polymerase II-specific; RNA polymerase II cis-regulatory region sequence-specific DNA binding. Gene Ontology annotation, cellular component: nucleus. The coding region runs from base 1 to 1845 and encodes 614 amino acids. Lineage: Eukaryota; Metazoa; Platyhelminthes; Cestoda; Cyclophyllidea; Taeniidae. Gene Ontology annotation, biological process: regulation of transcription by RNA polymerase II. The record is from RefSeq and is a predicted model, not a curated record. The transcript has 4 exons.